AUGAAAGAACCCUGGACAGUCUACCUCCCCUGCUGCUGCUGCUGCAACAAGCGCAGCGCCCACCAACCCCCCAAACCCGACCCCGAACGAGGCCAAUCCUCGUCCUCCACCACCUCCAACAGCCUGGCCGAAAUCUCGCCCGCCGAACGCGCCAUAGACAUCGCCCUCCGCCACAGCUCCGAGCUUCCAGAAGAAGACGCCGCCCGCGAAGCAAACCCACCGCCGAGCUACGAUAGCGUCUUGAAGGACGACGACCGCAGGAAUCCCAAUCCACGACGCGGACCGGCUGAACUGCAUGGCUCUGCGGCGCCGAGGUUCCCGCCGCCGGUCGCGACGGGGAAGGAAGGAUAUCAGCAUUAUCAGCCACCUCAACCGCAGCAACAGCAACAGCCUGCGCCGCCGCAUCAACCACAAGGGAGCGUCUUCUCCGACGAAAACGAAGACGACCUCAUCUUGACGCCGCCCACCACGGCGCCUCCGACGGUCAUGGAUGAGGAUUCCGAAGAUGAGCGCUUCGAUGGGGUGUUCAGAAGGCGGUAG
Messenger RNA from Zasmidium cellare ATCC 36951, 540 nucleotides. RefSeq lists its product as uncharacterized. The transcript has a single exon. The record is from RefSeq and is a predicted model, not a curated record. NCBI's taxonomy places the organism in Eukaryota, Fungi, Ascomycota, Dothideomycetes, Mycosphaerellales, Mycosphaerellaceae. Bases 1 to 540 code for a protein of 179 amino acids.